This is a messenger RNA of Dibothriocephalus latus, 975 nucleotides long. The record is from the annotation of a GenBank genome assembly. Lineage: Eukaryota; Metazoa; Platyhelminthes; Cestoda; Diphyllobothriidea; Diphyllobothriidae.
AUGGGAAGCAGCAACUCAUGUUUUCAGGAAAGCGGAUAUUAUGACUUAUUAUUCACAGUGAGGACGGCUGUGCAGUUUACAAUCUCUCGCUACAAGUCUCCAUUGAGCUUGGAAAAUGUUCGCUUAAAUUAUCAAGUACUUUAUGGCUGCUCCAAUCGUAAUAAAGCUCGCGGCCUGCAACUCAUCCGUGCUCUUGAUGAGAUGAAAAACUACUCUGAAACUGCCCGUUCCUGGUCUGUCCUAUUGGGACCGCCACUUGGAGGCGACUGCAACAUUGUCUCAGACUGGAUAGCCAACGAAGCCAUCAGAUUCGACACCCACCACAGCCUAUAUCAGGUGACGUACUUGUGUAGGUCGGAAUCCAUAGGCAGACAAUUUGCCCAGGUGGAUCGUCCAUCGGUCCAUGAGAGCACGGAUCUAAAUCUGGCAUCAGUUUCUAUGGCGGUUCAGACCUUUCCCUUUGCAAGUGCAUUUCAAAUUCUGUUGCGUUAUUAUGGUUGGCAAGACGUAAUGGUGAUCUUCGAGGUCAGCGAGGUACGAAUACAAAAUCACGUGUUCGUCGAAGCUUUGCGAAUGUACCUGGCGUACUCGCCGCCGAAAUUUGCUCCAGUACGCAUCGUCGGAGUCUUUGCGCUCGAAUGCUCUGCGGAGUCUGUGUCGAAUUAUUUUUCUAAAGGCAAUACCGUUGAUGUAAUUUUAGUGAUCGCCAGGCCAAGUAUGACUUUGAAUUUCCUGAGAAAUAUGAAGUCAUUGAAAAUGCUCAGUUCUGGUAAGGUCGCCGUUGUACAGUUUGAUCCUUCUUCCUCAAAUGUCUACGACGCGCUGCGCGCCUGGCGUUUGGCCAUGAACUUCGAAAUGGAAAUUGGUGAAGCAGGUCUAUGCCUUUUCAUCUUGAACACCAAUCCUACCGGAUCAGGGUUCGACUUCUCGUCUCCAUAUUUGAACUCGGUGCGUAAGCAAAUGACACUGUCCUAG